Molecule: messenger RNA, 783 nt
Organism: Cantharellus anzutake
Lineage: Eukaryota; Fungi; Basidiomycota; Agaricomycetes; Cantharellales; Hydnaceae
Exons: 8
Coding region: 1-783 (260 amino acids)
Molecular function (GO): protein binding
Source: RefSeq, a predicted model, not a curated record
AUGUUAGCACGAUGUGUGAAAGGCAUCUGGACCAGUGUAAAUAUCCGCCGACGCAAGGGAAAACUUCGUCGGUUAGUAGACAACAUUCCACUUGAACUCAUCACAGAGAUCUGCUGUUUCCUCGAUCCACAAAGUCUCAUGUCUCUCGCUCGUACUGCAAAAAUAUUCGCACGUCUUCUGUUAAAGCCAGAGCGUUCAUGGGUGUGGCGGGUGUCGCGAGAGAGCUAUGUCCCUAAUCUGCCGCCCAUUCACGAGGACCUUACAGAACAGCAAUAUGCCGUACUGGCUUUUGGGAAUGCAUGCCAGAGUUGCGGUACCACAACGACUUGUUUCAAAGUGAGCUGGCGCUUGCGGAGGCGUUGGUGUAGAAGAUGCUAUAAUCAACUUCCACAACAUUCCGGGUUUUGCGACGUAUGGAUUCAUCGAGAAGAGGUAGAAAUUGCGGAGAGACAUGAAGGAUGUAGUCGGUUGAUCCUACACCAAGAUACCAUAAACCCAAAAAUACUAGGAAGAAUUUUCGAAGGAUGGCCUGCACCUGGCCAUAGACCAAGAACUAUUUGUCCUGUGGAUGAGCUUGAAGGCUUAAAAAUCAAGCUGAACAAACUGAGUGACGUGGAAUGGGAGACAUUUGUUUCCACACGCCUUGCUGAGCGAAAGGUGCUAGAAAUGGGAACUGUAUCUCAAACAAGAGUAUUCCACAUCCCACGAAAGCAUUCGGACAACGCUGAUAAGGGCGGGUUUCUGAUGAUGAUGAGUCUGAUUUGUUAUCCCCCUGAUGCAUGA